CCUUGGCCUUCGAAGUAAAGGAUGAUGGAGCUUGACAGAGAUGACUGCCAAAGUGAUGAGUCCACCGUGGAAGAUGUAGAUGACGCCACGUAUUCACUUGGUGACCUGAGUUGUGGGGAUGUUCAGCUGUGGGCUACAGAUCGAUGUAAGAGUGGUAGUGCCAUCAUGGUGUACAGGCCUAUGGAAGGUGCAGUGAUCCAUGGAAUUUGCAAACUGCUGACAAUGAGACAGGCGAGUGUUACUGAGGCGACGGAGUCAUUCCUGCAUGUUAUUAUGACACGGUUACACAAGGCAUCAGGUACUGCAAAUCUGCUACGCCAGGAAGUGUGCCAGCUGAAGGCAUGCAAGGGUGCUGAUAUUUCGCAAGCAUGGCAACAAAUGCUGUCCGUCAUCGCAACAGCUAUUCCCGAAGUGAAAAUCAAUUGUGAAGAUUUGGAAGUUACAUCUGCAGUGCUAGCGAAUCUGAUAAGCUACCUGCAUGCCACGGCUGCCGCUGCUAUCAGGAAAGCGUCAAUAGCACCAUCCAAAGCUGCUGAAGCCACCCCCGAACCGGUGAUUGACAAUUUGUCUCACCUUGCUGAAAAGUACCAUGGUAGUUGGUGCUUGGUGGCCGUGCGGCGUGAGCUGGAAGGAGCAAGGUGUCGCAACGACAACUUGCUGCAGCUUAUACCUUUAUUUGGCAAGGAUGCCGUGACAAGCCUUCAGCCUUGUUUGGAGAAUUCAGGUGGCCCGGCGUGGCUCGGAAGCUCUGUAUAAGACACCAUACGUCACAGAUAAAAACAACUGAACCAGUGAUAUGUGAAUUUUGCGCUUGUGUGUGUGUGUGUGUGUGUGUGUGUGUGUGUGUGUGUGUGUGUGUGUGUGUGUGUGUGCUUCUGUGAUAAGUGGUAUAAGCAGUCCACAGGGUAUUCACCUUGAGUGCAUUCGCCGAUAGUGUGACUUUCGUCGCACAGAACCUUCUUCAGUUGGUCAGGUGACUCGGCGUGGCUCGGAAGCUCUGUAUAAGACAAAAUACGACACAGAUAAAAACAACUGAACCAGUGA
Messenger RNA from Sycon ciliatum, 1044 nucleotides. RefSeq lists its product as uncharacterized. The transcript has 3 exons. The coding region runs from base 22 to 756 and encodes 244 amino acids. The record is from RefSeq and is a predicted model, not a curated record. Lineage: Eukaryota; Metazoa; Porifera; Calcarea; Leucosolenida; Sycettidae.